GAAUUUUAUUUCUGCGCCAAACGUUUCUACUAUUUCAAGUGUUAAGAGUUUUAGUGCGAUCAGAAUCAGCUUUUAGUUUUUCAUUUUGCUUGCAAUUAAAUAUGCGUGAAAUAGUUCAUAUUCAAGCUGGGCAAUGCGGUAAUCAGAUUGGAGCCAAGUUUUGGGAAGUUAUAUCGGAUGAACAUGGGAUUGAUCCUACGGGGACCUACCAUGGUGAUAGUGAUUUGCAGCUGGAAAGAAUAAAUGUUUACUAUAAUGAAGCUACUGGUGGAAAAUAUGUUCCAAGAGCUGUUUUAGUGGACUUGGAGCCCGGAACUAUGGACUCCGUUCGCUCGGGACCAUUUGGCCAACUUUUCAGACCAGAUAAUUUUGUCUUUGGUCAGAGUGGCGCAGGGAAUAAUUGGGCAAAAGGCCACUACACGGAAGGUGCAGAACUCGUCGAUUCGGUGCUGGAUGUGGUGCGAAAAGAAGCUGAAGGUUGUGAUUGUUUACAAGGCUUCCAGCUGACGCAUUCGCUUGGUGGUGGCACUGGAUCUGGUAUGGGGACACUGAUGAUCUCCAAAAUUAGGGAGGAAUAUCCAGAUCGCAUCAUGAACACUUUUAGUAUUGUACCAUCACCUAAGGUAUCGGAUACUGUAGUAGAGCCUUACAAUGCUACGCUCUCCGUUCAUCAGCUGGUCGAGAACACGGAUGAAACUUUUUGUAUUGACAAUGAGGCGUUAUAUGAUAUUUGUUUUCGUACUUUGAGAUUGACGACUCCUACUUACGGUGACCUGAACCACCUCGUCUCUGCCACUAUGUCGGGUGUGACUACCUGCCUCCGAUUCCCUGGCCAACUGAAUGCAGAUCUACGAAAAUUAGCCGUGAAUAUGGUGCCUUUCCCGCGCUUGCAUUUUUUUAUAACUGGAUUCGCUCCUCUGACAUCUAGGGGCAGCCAGCAAUAUCGAGCAUUAACGGUACCAGAAUUAACCCAGCAAAUGUUCGAUGCCAAGAACAUGAUGGCAGCGUGCGACCCUCGCCAUGGUAGAUACCUGACUGCGGCUGCCGUCUUCAGAGGGCGUAUGAGUAUGAAGGAGGUCGAUGAGCAGAUGCUUAACGUGCAAAAUAAGAAUAGCAGUUAUUUCGUGGAAUGGAUCCCAAACAAUGUUAAGACUGCUGUUUGCGAUAUUCCUCCAAGAGGCCUAAAAAUGUCGUCCACGUUUAUAGGAAACAACACUGCUAUACAAGAGCUGUUUAAACGCAUUUCUGAACAAUUCACAG
Stegodyphus dumicola is the source of this 1260-nucleotide messenger RNA. RefSeq names its product tubulin beta-4B chain. The record is from RefSeq and is a predicted model, not a curated record. Gene Ontology annotation, cellular component: microtubule. Gene Ontology annotation, molecular function: GTPase activity; GTP binding; structural constituent of cytoskeleton. Gene Ontology annotation, biological process: microtubule-based process. NCBI's taxonomy places the organism in Eukaryota, Metazoa, Arthropoda, Arachnida, Araneae, Eresidae.